GUGGAGCAUGUGUGUGCGUGCGUGUGUGUGUGUGUGUGUGUGUGUGUCUGGGCGCGUGCGUCUGGCUGACCACAGGUAGUGCUCAGAUUACCCUGCCUGUUCUGUUCUCUGCUGUUCUCUACCGUCUGACCAGGACGGUGAGGCUCAGCCAACCCCAGCACUGGAAUUCCCAGGAGCAGGGGGAGCAUGGAAUUUGGACUCUCCUGAGCAACUGAAGUGGAGCACGGAGCUUCCCUGCCCAGGAGAGCACCAUGGACGGCGAACCACGGGGCAGGAACAGCAAGUCCCUGAGGCCAGGGGACCCUCCUGACACCAGGCUCCUUUCAAACCCGUGGAUGGGGGAUGUUGUGUCUGAUUGGACUCCUGUGCACGAAGCUGCCAUCCAUGGACGUCUGCUCUCUCUGAGGAACCUCAUCAGCCAGGGGUGGCCCGUGAACCUCAUCACAGCAGAUCGUGUGUCCCCACUCCACGAGGCCUGUCUCGGAGGUCAUCCCUCUUGUGCAAACAUUUUAUUAAAGCAUGGAGCUCAGGUGAAUGGUGUCACUACUGACUGGCACACCCCGUUGUUUAAUGCGUGUGUCAGCGGCAGCCAGGACUGUGUGAAUUUGCUUCUGCAACAUGGGGCCAGCCCCUACCCGGCGAGUGAUCUGGCGUCCCCCAUCCAUGAAGCAGCUAAGAGAGGCCACGUGGCGUGCGUGGAGACCCUUGUGGCUCACGGGGGCGACGUGGACCAUAACAUUGGCCACCUGGGCACGCCGCUCUAUUUGGCUUGUGAAAACCAGCAGGUGGCCUGUGCCAAGAAGCUUCUCGAGUCAGGAGCCAGCGUGAACCAAGGCCGAGGUCUGGACUCCCCUCUUCAUGCAGUGGCCAGGGCAUCCUGUGGAGACCUGGCACUGCUGCUCAUGGACUUCGGAGCGGACACCCAGGCCAAGAACGCCGAAGGCAAACGUCCCUCGGAGUUGGUGCCUCCAGAGAGCCCUCUGACGCAGCUCUUCUUGCAGAGAGAAGGGCCCCCUUCUUUGCUGCAGCUCUGCCGCCUUAGGAUCCGGAAGUGCUUCAGGACCCGGCAGCAUCACAAGAUCAAUGGGCUUGUCCUCCCUGAGGAGCUGAAACAGUUUCUCCUUCACAUGUAAAUGUGUCAAGGGACUGGCGUCACAAACAACGCACCCCGAGUUGUGGCCACUGGCAUUUUGAAAUAAAGUCAGGUUCA
Molecule: messenger RNA, 1210 nt
Organism: Zalophus californianus (California sea lion)
Lineage: Eukaryota; Metazoa; Chordata; Mammalia; Carnivora; Otariidae
Gene: ASB9
Product: ankyrin repeat and SOCS box containing 9
Exons: 7
Coding region: 252-1133 (293 amino acids)
Biological process (GO): positive regulation of protein catabolic process; protein ubiquitination; intracellular signal transduction
Molecular function (GO): protein binding
Source: RefSeq, a predicted model, not a curated record